Rhododendron vialii is the source of this 1275-nucleotide messenger RNA. RefSeq names its product large ribosomal subunit protein uL4c. Gene Ontology annotation, biological process: translation. The transcript has 2 exons. Gene Ontology annotation, cellular component: ribosome. Bases 97 to 1029 code for a protein of 310 amino acids. Gene Ontology annotation, molecular function: structural constituent of ribosome. Lineage: Eukaryota; Viridiplantae; Streptophyta; Magnoliopsida; Ericales; Ericaceae. The record is from RefSeq and is a predicted model, not a curated record.
AAAAGCUCGACAAGCUGCUUCUUCUUCAACGGAUUGGAUAAGCUGGGGAUAGCAGGAUCCCCUCUCUCUCUCUCUCUCUCUCUCUCUCUCUCUCUCAUGGCGAAUUGUACAGCUUCCCCUUCAAUUUCCUGCUUCUCAUCUCCAAUUUUCCACACAUUCCCUCAUCAAAACCCUAAACCCCUCAUCUCAGCUUUCAUUCCCCUCAAACCCCUAAAAACCCUCCUCCUAUCUCACACCCACACCCGAAGAACCUCCCCAAUAAUCCGCUGCAACCUCCCCACCACCUCCACCUCCACCCUCCCGGUCCUCUCCCUCGACGGUUCCACAGUCGGCGAAGCCACUCUCAGCAUCAAGACAGCCCCGCCCGACACCUCACGCGCCGUCGUCCACCGCGGCAUCAUCACCGACCUCAACAACAAGCGACGCGGCACCGCCUCCACCCUCACCCGUGGCGAGGUCCGCGGCGGCGGCCGCAAGCCCUACCAGCAGAAAAAGACCGGCCGCGCCCGCCGGGGGUCCCAGCGGACCCCGCUCAGGCGUGGCGGGGGUGUCAUCUUCGGGCCGAAACCCAAGGACUGGACGGUGAAGAUCAACAAGAAGGAGAAACGGCUGGCGAUAUCGACGGCGAUCGCAAGCGCGGCGGUUAACGCGGUUGUGGUGGAGGAGUUCGGGGAGGCGUUUGCGAAGCCCAAGACCAAGGAGUUUAUCGAGGUGAUGAGGAGGUGGGGGAUCGAUCCGAAGGAGAAGUCGAUGUUUCUGGUGAUGGAGAGGAACGAGAAUGUCGUGAAGUCGAGUAGGAAUAUCGGGACGGUGAAGAUGUUGACGCCGAGGACGUUGAACUUGUUCGACAUUUUGAAUGCGGAUAAGUUGGUGUUCACUAAGGGGGCUGUGGAGUACUUGAAUGAGAUGUAUGGGUAUGAUUAUGUUGGAGAGGGUGAGGAGGAGGAGGAAGAAGAAGAAGAAGAGUUUGAUGAAGAGGAAGAGGGCAGUGAAGGAACUGGGGAAGAGAACUCUGAGGUGGCAGAUUGAUGCUGCAGCAUUUUUCCUUGAGUGACUAAGAUCGACCCAAAUAACUUUUAGAGGGUCUCUGCCAACGGCAAAACCAGUGUCCAUUUCGCGUUUCAUACUGCAACUGUGUCAUUUUGCAGGAUAGUCUUGGGUAAUUUUGUGCAUCAGCUUUGUAUCAAUUUGCACAUUCUCUUCCUGGAGUUCAACCAUCUUUGUACCAAGUCACACGUUCUUUGCCUCGAGUAUAUUUGCCUUUUGAUUCUUUAA